This is a messenger RNA of Anisakis simplex (herring worm), 159 nucleotides long. The record is from the annotation of a GenBank genome assembly. Lineage: Eukaryota; Metazoa; Nematoda; Chromadorea; Rhabditida; Anisakidae.
CGAGCAGUGCUGCCAUCAUUACGAGAACAACAAGAGGAAGAGGAUCGCGCAGCACAAACAACGUCCACCAUCACAGCACCCACAAAGAUCACUUCUGUUUCACUGAAAGAUUUCAAUUUCAUUAAAGUUCUCGGCAAAGGUUCCUUCGGAAAGGUUUGA